Messenger RNA from Cynocephalus volans (Philippine flying lemur), 483 nucleotides. It is a transcript of the gene TWIST2, whose product is annotated as twist family bHLH transcription factor 2. Gene Ontology annotation, molecular function: RNA polymerase II transcription regulatory region sequence-specific DNA binding; DNA-binding transcription factor activity, RNA polymerase II-specific; protein dimerization activity. The coding region runs from base 1 to 483 and encodes 160 amino acids. The transcript has a single exon. Gene Ontology annotation, biological process: developmental process; regulation of transcription by RNA polymerase II. NCBI's taxonomy places the organism in Eukaryota, Metazoa, Chordata, Mammalia, Dermoptera, Cynocephalidae. The record is from RefSeq and is a predicted model, not a curated record.
AUGGAGGACGGCUCCAGCUCGCCCGUGUCCCCCGUGGACAGCCUGGGCACCAGCGAGGAGGAGCUCGAGCGGCAGCCCAAGCGCUUCGGCCGGAAGCGGCGCUCCAGCAAGAAGUCGAGCGAAGAUGGCAGCCCGACCCCGGGCAAGCGCGGCAAGAAGGGCAGCCCGAGCGCGCAGUCCUUCGAGGAGCUGCAGAGCCAGCGCAUCCUGGCCAACGUGCGCGAGCGCCAGCGCACGCAGUCGCUCAACGAGGCCUUCGCGGCGCUGCGCAAGAUCAUCCCCACGCUGCCCUCGGACAAGCUCAGCAAGAUCCAGACGCUCAAGCUGGCCGCCAGGUACAUAGACUUCCUCUACCAGGUCCUGCAGAGCGACGAGAUGGACAGUAAGGUGACCAGCUGCAGCUACGUGGCCCACGAGCGCCUCAGCUACGCCUUCUCCGUGUGGCGCAUGGAGGGCGCGUGGUCCAUGUCCGCCUCCCACUAG